Messenger RNA from Seminavis robusta, 342 nucleotides. Lineage: Eukaryota; Bacillariophyta; Bacillariophyceae; Naviculales; Naviculaceae. The record is from the annotation of a GenBank genome assembly.
AUGUCAUCUCGUCUCAAGCCUGACACUUUUGACUGGGGUGCUGCUCAUGCCUUCGGGGAGUGGCAGCAUGAUCUGAAGAUACUGGAGCGCCACGGCCCAGUCGCAUUGAAGUAUGAAAAGAAAGCAGAACAGCCGCCCAUCAAACCAUUCCACUACUGCGAACAGUAUCCAUGCUACAUGAUCCAAGACAUGGUGGGAGGAAGCUUGAUGACGACCGGUGACAUGAUGAAGGAUGACGGGCACCCCAACAAUGUCAUCAGAAAGGCGCUUUAUUCUGAGGCUGCGCGAAUGAUCUUUGGUCUCUUGGUCCAGGAAAACGCCGCAAACUUCCUGUGUGCGUAG